GAUAUUUCACGGUUGAGAUCUUUCUGUGCUCAUGUAUAUAUCUCUCUCUUUCAUUUCACAUUUUCUUUCUUUUCUCAGAUUCAACACCCUCUCCACAUACAUCUCUCUAGCUUCUUCCAUUUGGGCUCUCUCUCGUUCAGGUUUAUGAGUUUGGGGUUUUGCUGCUUUUGGAUUAAUUUUAGACUACUCAGAUAGCGGUUUGUGAUUUUAGGCCACUGGGGAAUAGAUAUUGAGGAAUUUAGGAUUAGAAGGAAGAAGGAUAAAGACUUUGUUUUGAGUUUGGGGGAUUUUUGUGAGGGUUUGAUCGUGUGAUGGAUUAUUCAUGUAAAUUAGGUUUUACGGAUGGCCAAGUUCGACCAUAUUGCACUAGUUCGGUGAAUCCGAUGAGUUUUAAUGAGGUCAGUUCUCAGAGGUUUUUGGAUCAGAAACUUGUUAAUGGGGCCAGGAUUGAUGGUAAGUUCAUUGAUACUGCGAGAGUCGAUAGGCCUGUGAUGCCUGCUGAUCCGAAUUCUAGUGGUUUCACACCAUUUUAUGGCGUACAACACACUACAGAUCUUCAUGAGGAUUUUGAUUUUAGUGAUGUAGUUCUUGGGUAUAUAAACCAGAUGCUUAUGGAAGAGGAUAUGGAGGAGAAGACAUGUAUGUUCCAAGAAUCAGCAGCACUUUUAGCGGCAGAGAAAUCAUUCUAUGAAGUCCUCGGGGAGAAGUACCCUCCCCCGCAUGAGGAGCAGCCAGUAGCCUACUCAGAUCAGAGCAGUGAAAGCUUGGAUGAAAACCAUGUUGAAGCUUACAAUAGUGAUGGUGGAAACAAUCAUCUUAUUAAUAGUCUCUUGACGCCUGGUUGCAUUUGUGAUUCUAGUGAUUAUAGUCUAUGUAAUUCGCAAGGUGGUUCUGUUAGACUUGUAGCAGAAACAUCUCAGUCAAUAGGUUCACUAACUAGCAACGGCAGUCCUGUGGAUGGGCUGGCAGAUUCACCAGUGAGCACUCUUGGAGUUACUGAUAUAUUUACAGAUAGCCAAUCUGCGUUGCUAAUGAAAAAAGGUUAUGAGGAGGCAAGCAAGUUCCUUCCCAGUGGUAAUAAUUUUUUUGCUGAUAUGGGGACUAAUGAAUUGUUAGCAAAUGGGCAGAAGAAAAAGGAUGAGACUGUGUUGGUUAAGUUGGAGGACAAGAAUCAGAACGAGAAAUCACAUAAUGGGUCAAGAAGCAGGAAGAAUCCUUAUACAGAAGAAGAUGGUUUGGAUGAAAGCAGGAGCAACAAGCAUUCUGCACUGUUUUGUGAAUCGACUGUGAGGUCAGAGAUGUUUGAUAUGGUGCUACUUUGUAGUGAAGGAAAAUAUGAUUCUGCUCUUCGUGAAUCAUUGAUGAACGAUGCAAAAAAAAGUGUGCAACAGAAUAAUCAACCAAAAGGAUCAAAUAGCGGGAAGGCGCGCGGCAAAAAACAAGGAGGUAAGAAGGAUGUGGUAGAUCUAAGAACACUUCUGACCCUCUGUGCACAAGCUGUUGCAGCCAAUGAUCAAAGAAAUGCAAGUGAUUUACUGAAGCAGAUCAGACAGCAUUCUUCUCCAUCAGGUGAUGGUAUGCAAAGGCUAGCUCAUUAUUUCUCCAACGGCCUGGAGGCACGCAUGGCUGGCUCUGGGACGCAGAUUUACAAGCAACUUAUUGCCUUUCCAUUAACGGCUGCUGAUGUAUUGAAAGCUUACCAUUUGUUGCUAGCUACCUCCCCAUUUAGGAAGAUUCCCAAUUUCUUUGCAAAUAAGACAAUCAUAAAGGUAGCUGAAAAUGCUACAAGGCUUCACAUUGUUGAUUUUGGGAUUCUUUAUGGUUUCCAGUGGCCUUGUCUUAUACAGCGACUCUCAACCAGACCUGGCGGGCCUCCCAAACUAAAAAUCACAGGAGUAGAUUUUCCUAAUCCAGGUUUUAGACCAUCACGGAGGGUUGAGGAGACUGGUCAGCGGUUGACUAAUUAUGCGGAGACUUUUGGAGUUCCAUUUGAAUUCCACGCCAUUGCUCAGAAGUGGGAUACAAUCAAAAUUGAAGAUAUCGAUAUCGACAGGGAUGAGAUGCUUGUAGUGAACUGUCUGUUUAGGUUUAAGAAUCUUCUCGAUGAGACUGUGGUGGUGGAUAGUCCCAGAAAUAAAGUCAUGAAUCUAAUUAGGAAGAUGAAACCAGACAUUUAUAUACAGGGUGUCACUAAUGGAUCUUAUAAUGCUCCCUUCUUCAUCACUCGAUUCCGAGAGGCACUCUUUCAUUUCUCCUCGCUGUUUGAUAUGCUUGAGGCCAAUGUUCCCCGCGAGACCCAUGAACGGAUGCUUCUUGAGAAAAUGAUAUUUGGACAGGAGGCAAUGAACGUGAUUGCAUGUGAAGGUGCAGAGAGAAUUGACAGGCCAGAGACGUACAAGCAGUGGCAGGUGCGUAAUCUAAGGGCUGGUUUCAGGCAACUUCCUUUGGAUAAGGAAAUUAUGAGGAUGGCCAAAGAUAGGGUUAAGUCGUGCUAUCACAAGGAUUUUAUUAUUGAUGAAGAUGGUCAGUGGAUGCUGCAGGGCUGGAAGGGACGAAUUCUGUUUGCCCUGUCAUCUUGGAAGCCUGCAUAUUAGAAGAAAGUAUCAUCAAAUACAAGAAGAGGGCAAUUCAUAACAUGGCUAUUUCCCUCAAAAUGUCAGGGCUAUUGAACAUUUGAAGUCAAGGUUUGGUCAUCUACAUCAUGUUCCUAUAUGAUAUGAUGUUCAAAGUCACGUGUCUUUAAUCAGCACAUCAGCACGUUUAAUGAGACCUGUAUUUCUGGGUUUUUUCUUGCAAUGCUAUGCAAAGAAAUCAACAUCGGUGAUCUCAAAACCUGCAAUAUUCAUGCUUGGUCGCCAAAUACUUAUCUUCAAGCAUGAGAAAACUGUCGGAUAGUAUUGCAUGUAAAAGACCUGUUCUUAGCAUGUGUGCAUCUUGUUUAGUAAGUAAUCAGUCAUGUUUUUUUUUUGGUGAAUAGGAGCAUCUGAUACAGGUCUUGUAGCAAGUAAUAUUGUUUCAUUUCUAAGUUCUUUUGAUGUAUGGCACGUUUUGCUUCAACAAUCUUUAGUUCUUUUAACCUAAUAAACUUCCUUUUAAUUA
Molecule: messenger RNA, 3099 nt
Organism: Daucus carota subsp. sativus
Lineage: Eukaryota; Viridiplantae; Streptophyta; Magnoliopsida; Apiales; Apiaceae
Product: scarecrow-like protein 9
Exons: 2
Coding region: 312-2594 (760 amino acids)
Biological process (GO): regulation of DNA-templated transcription
Cellular component (GO): nucleus
Molecular function (GO): DNA-binding transcription factor activity; sequence-specific DNA binding
Source: RefSeq, a predicted model, not a curated record